Messenger RNA from Caretta caretta (loggerhead turtle), 11098 nucleotides. RefSeq lists its product as uncharacterized. Gene Ontology annotation, biological process: regulation of transcription by RNA polymerase II. Gene Ontology annotation, cellular component: nucleus. Lineage: Eukaryota; Metazoa; Chordata; Testudines; Cheloniidae. The record is from RefSeq and is a predicted model, not a curated record. Gene Ontology annotation, molecular function: DNA-binding transcription factor activity, RNA polymerase II-specific; RNA polymerase II transcription regulatory region sequence-specific DNA binding.
GCGUCUCCGGCCUGUGCGGGGCCCCUUGCGGCCGGCCCGGGGAGCAGGGCCCGGGGCUUUGCUGCUCCCCCGGCUGCAGGCACCGCCCCGCCCCAGUCUCCCCGGCUCCCGCUGCGGAGCCCGUCAUGGCCUCGCGGCGCGGCCCCCCCGGUGCCCAGCGAGCCCAGUCCCCACCCGGUGAGUGUGCAGCGCUGCCCCGGCGAGCAGCCCGGGGCCCUCCCGUCUCCGUGCCCCGCGCGCCUCGCCCGGGCCCCCGCACCCGUAGCUGGGUCUUUCUGCCGUGCCCCCGCAGACUCCGGGGGUCUGCUCAAAACCAGAGCUGCGCGCUCCACGGGCAAACACCCGCGGCUCCUGCUUUCGGCUCCUGUCAGCCAGCGCCGCUCGCUGGAGUCUGUUUCCUGUGGGUCAACAACGGACUUGUGCUCCAAAACGGGACCUAGAAUCUCAGCACCUGACACUUUUGCAUCCCCCCUCCGGCCUCAAACAAACCUCGCAGAGAGAGAUGCAACUGCAGACUGCAGAGAUUUCCCUGACUCUUGUGGCUGCUGUUCAAGACAUGGAGAGGAGGGUUGAUUCUCAUGCUGCAUGUUUGCUGAAUCUGGAAGGGAGAACAGGGAUGACUGAGAAGAAACUAGUCAGCUGUGAGAAGACAGUGGUGGAGUUUGGGAACCAGCUGGAGAGUAAGUGGGCCCUGCUGGGAACUCUGAUCCAGGAGUAUGGGCUGCUGCAGAGGAGGCUGGAGAACAUGGAGAACCUGCUGAAGAACAGGAACUUCUGGAUCCUGAGGCUCCCCCCAGGCACUAAGGGGGAAGUUCCCAAGGUGCCAGUAACAUUUGAUGACAUCUCAGUCUAUUUCAAUGAGCAACAGUGGGGGAAUUUAGACGAAUGGCAGAAGGAGCUUUACAAGAAUGUGAUGAAAAGCAACUAUGAGAUGUUGAUGUCACUGGACUAUGCCAUUUCCAAACCUGACAUCCUAUCCCGGAUUGAACGGGGGGAGGAGCUGAGUGUCGGGGACCAAGGAGACGCAGAGGAGAGAGGAAUUCCUACAGACCCCAGCACAGAAUCUCCAGUUUGUACACAAGAGGGUUUAUUACUUACUAAACAAGAGGAAGAGUUGUAUGUUGGGGAUCAGCAGGAUUUGGAGGGCAGAAAAGUCUCUAAAGAGCUCUACACAGACCAUGCCGUUUCCACGUCUGACACUGUAUCCCAGACUGAGGAAGGCAACAAGUUAUGCGUCAGGGCCCUGCUAGAGUCAGAGAAUACAGAAAUGCCUGUAGACCCUUGCACUGGAUUUCAAAUUUGUGCUACUGACAUUUUAUCACUGAUUAAACAAGAGGGAGAGCCGAGAGUCUGUGAGCAGCAUGAUUCAGAGGAAAACAAAAUCCAUACAGAUCCCAGCACAGCGAAAGAUGGAAGCACAAACAAGGAUAAGCUCCCUGAAAAUCCUCUUGAAAGCAUCGUGUACGAGUCUAGUUUAUACGGAAAACUUGGAGAAGAGUGUUUGCCAAAUCCCAAACAGAGAGUGACAUGGAAGUGUCUGUACAAUUCAAAAAUGCAGCAGGCAACUGCUACUGGGAACAGUCUGGGGGUUUCAUCUCACUGUGACAAAAAUUUAUUAAUCCAUCAGGAAGAAGCCUACCCAGAAGAGAGACUGUAUACAAGUACUGAAUGUGAGAGAAACUAUACUCAAAAGGUGUAUCUUCAGAAUCACCAACAAGCCCACACAGGAGAGAGAUUGUUUGCAUGUGCUGAGUGUGGGAAAAACUUCCAGCUGAAGAUAAGUUUGACAAAACACCAAAGGAGCCAUGGAAUAGAGAAACCCUAUGAAUGCAGCCAAUGUGAGAAGAGCUUCAUUUGCCACUCAUGGCUCAUUAGACACCAAAUGAUUCACAGUGGAGAGAGGCCAUAUAAAUGUACCGAAUGUGACAAAAGCUACAGCAGAAAGGAUUAUCUUCUAAAUCACCAACGCCGGCAUUUAGGGGAGAAACUAUUCCAGUGUAAUGUGUGUGGGAAAAGCUUUGUGCUGAAAAGAAGUUUAGUUAAGCAUCAAAAAAGUCACAUGAAAGAGACCCAAUCCACUUAGCCAGUUGAGUUGUCUUAGACACCAGGUGAUUCACACGGAGAAGCUAGAACAAUCAUUUUUUUGAGGGAAAAACUGAGUAGGAAAUCUAUGAUCCUCAAAAAUAGUCCUGUCACAACUUCAUCUGAAGGCUUCACAGGGACCUGGAUACACAACAGAGAGACCAGCCUGAUGUAAAAAGAGAGGAUGCAUUAGUAUCUGUUCACAAUCUACUAUGUGAGACAGAGCUAACUGAAAAUAGGUCAGAAAAUGCAUGUUCGUGUGACACACAACAGGAAAAAGGGAUAGCUGGCUCUUUACUGAGAGGAGGGACUCCUACCAUUUGAAAUUUAGAACCCAUUUCUGAACCCCUUCAGAGAAGCAGCAGAUACUUAGGAAUGGAGUUUGGGAGGUCAAAUGCACCCCUAGCUCCCAUUUAAGUCAAAGGUAGCUCUCGGUAUUCAGUACCUCUGUAAAUCAAACAUUUAACCCAUUGAAGCCAGGCAAAUGGAGCUAUCUGAAGAUUUCCUGGCUGACUCUCCUUAUGACUAGAGAAAGCUUACGGUAUAGAUCUCUUUUUGGACAGCCUGAGUUUUCCACCUUCCAAAUGUAAUGUUCCAUAUUACAGACAGUUGUAUAUAUGAUUUGAUGUGUGCAUUACUGAAGAUUUUUAUAUGAUGAUUGUCCUGGUUUUGAGACACUUUUUUCUUAAUUUUCACUACAUUUGGGUUUUGUAGGAAACAUUAUGGGGAAUCAAGUGGAUAAGCGUUUGGCUCACUGCAGCAGCUUUAGGUUAUUGGUGUCGCUACUUUUCACGGGAAGGACAAAAAUGUACCUGAGACAGGAGCCAGCCCUCUUCAGUAACACCAGGUUCUUGAUAAAAGAAAAUUUCUCUAAUCUUGCUUUUGAUGGCACUAUGGCCCUCUGGGGGGAAAAAACCUUUAGGGGCAGCAGGGCUGGGUAGUUAAGUUGAGCAAAAUGCCAUGAAAGCCACUGUUAUCCAUAAAUAAUACAAGUCAGCUCCUCAGCUGGUAUAACUUGUCAUAGCUCCUUUGCUGUCAGUGAAGAUUUUAAAAGUUACAGCAGCUAAGGAUCUGGCUCUGUAUUUAUAAACUCUUACUGAAGUUCAUGUGAGACCGUCUUUAGUUUUUUGUUUUUGUUUUUUGUUUUAAAUAAAAUUGUCAAGAAAAAUCCUCUUGCUCAAACUUGCCAGGAUUGUUUCUAGCACCCCCUGAUGCCUCUUCUGGGGGACUGAGCUAUCUUAUAGAAAAGAUGAGGGGAGGGAAAAAUAAACCAACAGGGCAAAACCUAAUUCUGGCAGCAACCAUCUUGUAAGCUCCAUCCAAAUGGCACCCCUUCACAAUUUGUUUUGGUAAAAUCCACUGAUGAGUUACUGUUGGGGAAAAUGCAAACAAAAAUUAAAAAAGCAGAUUCUUCACAAUCACGUCUUCAGCCUAUUUAGACCACCCCAAAUCUCAUGUUACAGUCUCACAGGGUGGAAUUCAGUUUGUGAAGUCAGUGGAGGUUGUGAGGAGCAUUUUGCCCUUCAUGGGAUGUAAACUGAGAAUUUUCUGCCGCUUGAGGUGCAGCGUUAUGUCAAAUAAGUAUGGCUUAGGAUAAGAGUUCAGCCCAACAACUGCGCUUAACAAAACGAAGGUAGUCUCAGCUGGAGAAUUCGGAAGACAGCCAUGGAACAAAAUGACUGUGUGCUAUGCCCAAAAUAGAGGCGUGAGGUAUUCUUUAUAGUGUAUUCUUUGUGAAGGAAAUGGAUUCUGCUUAGUUACAGAAGACGGAAAAUUGGUAUAGGCACGUGUAUUCAGCAAAAGAAUCAACAUUUUAUGGUCUUGGUAAAAUCUUUAUGGGUAAUUUUGUUACUUUUCUGUUAAUAUGGACCUUUCACUCAGUCUGAGUAGAAUCUAUUUUUCUCUUUCUCACCCCCAUUAAUUAGCUGAUGAGCUGUUGUGAUUGUUUACUAGAGGUGUAAUUCUACCAUUCUUAUCUUUGUGGCACCUUAGAGACUAACAAAUGUAUUUGGGCAUAAGCUUUCAUGGAUCUGAUGAAGUGGAGUUUAGCCCAUGAAAGCUUAUGCCCAAAUAAAUUUGUUAGUCUCUAAGGUGCCACAAGGACUCCUUGUUUUUGCUGAUAUAAACAAACAGUUACCACUCUGAAACCUGAUUCUUAUCCUUGUGAAUGGAUUAUCUUGUGUGAUAUAUUGCCAUGGAUAACAUUUUGUUCCUAAAUUAAUACUGUUGGGGGUAGUUACUUGCCACAGAACAUGUAGUAUUUCCUACCCUCAAUUAAAGGAAUAGGUAGUGUAACCGAUCACUGGAGCUGUCCAGAUACAUUUGGGCCUUACCUCCAGCCCUAGCUUGCACGAGGAGUUCUGUAGACCUUAGUAGGGCUACUCCUACGAGUAAGAGCUGCAGGACGGGGCUUUCAAUGUGUGUUUGUUUUAUGAAAUACAAAUACUGGUAAAUACAGUACAUCAAUCUUACGAACAAGCAGCUAUACCAAUCAUUUUUCACAAUUGGGGGUGGGGGAAUCACACAAUGGAAGUGAUGUUGAAGAACAAAUCAACAUCACUUCAAAUUCUGAUGCCUCCAAUGGAAAUUACCUUGCAGUGGUUUGAAGGACAGGAAGAAAACAAUGCAGUACACCAUACUGCAAAGGCUAAUUUUGAGAUAAUUAAUUUUAUGAAUGAUUCAGUCCACAGUUAAUUUAAAGAUAAAGGUUCUAUGGUGUAGUUUAAAUAUAAUGCAGUGGUUUCAUUGCCUUUUAGAAAGGGAGAUUUAACAUUUAAAGGAGCAGUGUACAAAAGGACUAUGUGCCACUUAAGCCUAUCAGUCUCCUAAACAGUGCAUAGUAGUCCUUGUAGCAGAUCUUUGCACAUGAGUUAUCUUCAACCUUAAUGAAAUACCCUUGGUGGGAAGGUUAUCUGCAUGAAUGAUGUGUGUCUCUCUCUGGUGGCCAUUGGUAUACUGGAUCCUACUCAUAACAAUGUUUUAUACUCAUGUUCUAUUUUGGAUACUAUGAUGUAAUUAUUACAAAAAAAAGUUUAAGAACAGUAGAAGCUGUUCAUUUACUAAAUAAAUAGAACUCAAAUAGUACUCCAUUAGUAGGAGGGUUGUGUUUAUCAAAAUAAACUGACCCCUCUUUUUUAAAAAAACAACAAAACACAAAAAUAUACAUGUUUCAGAGUAGCAGCUGUUAGUCUGUAUCCGCAAAAAGAAAAGGAGGACUUGUGUCACCUUAGAGACUAACAAAUUUAUCUGAGCAUAAGCUUUCGUGAGCUACAGCUCACUUCAUCGGACACAUUCAGUGGAAAAUACAGUGGGGAGAUUUAUAUACACAGAGAACAUGAAACAAUGGGUGUUACCAUACACACUGUAAGGAGAGUGAUCAGGUAAGGUGAGCUAUUACCAGCAGGAGAGCGGGGGAGGGGUUGGGGGGGGAGCCUUCUGUAGUGAUAAUCAAGGUGGGCCAUUUCCAGCAGUUGACAAGAAUAUCUGAGGAACAGCAGGGGUGGAGGGGGGGAGGGAAUAAACAUGGGGAAAUAGUUUUACUUUGUGUAAUGACCCAUCCACUCCCAGUCUUUAUUUAAGCCUAAAUUAAUUGUAUCCAAUUUGCAAAUUAAUUCCAAUUCAGCAGUCUCUUGCUGGAGUCUGUUUUUUUGAAGUUUUUUUGUUGAAGAAUUGCCACUUUUAGAUCUGUAAUUGAGUGACCAAAGAGAUUGAAGUGUUCUCCGACUGGUUUUUGAAUGUUAUAAUUCUUGACAUCUGAUUUGUGUCCAUUUAUUCUUUUACGUAGAGACUGUCCAGUUUGGCCAAUGUACUUGGCAGAGGAGUAUUGCUGGCACAUGAUGGCACAUAGCACAUUGGUAGAUGUGCAGGUGAACAAGCCUCUGAUCGUGUGGCUGAUGUGAUUAGGCCCUAUGAUGGUGUCCCCUAAAUAGAUAUGUGGAUACAGUUGGCAACAGGCUUUGUUGUAAGGAUAGGUUCUUGGAUUAGUGGUUCUGUUGUAUUUGGUUCAGGCUGGGGGUCUGUCUGUAAACAAGGACUGGUCUGUUUCCCAAGAUCUGUGAGAGUGAUGGGUCGUCCUUCAGGAUAGGUUGUAGAUCCUUGAUGAUGCGUUGGAGAGGUUUUAGUUGGGGGCUGAAGGUGAUGACUAGUGACAUUCUGUUAUUUUCUUUGUUGGGCCUAUCCUGUAGUAAGUAACUUCCGGGUACUCUUCUGGCUCUGUCAAUCUGUUUCUUCACUUCAGCAGGUGGGUAUUGUAGUUGUAAGAAUGCUUGAUAGAGAUCUUGUAGGUGUUUGUCUCUGUUUGAGGGGUUGGAGCAAAUGCGGUUGUAUCGUAGAACUUGGCUAUAGACAAUAAAUUGCGUGGUGUGGUCUGGAUGAAAGCUGGAGGCAUAUAGGUAAGCCUAGCAGUCAGUAGGUUUCCGGUAUAGGGUGAUGGUCAUGUGACCAUCGCUUAUUAGCACCGUAGUGUCCAGGAAGUGGAUCUCUUGUGUGGACUGGUCCAGGCUGAGGUUGAUGGUGGGAUGGAAAUUGUUGAAAUCAUGGUGGAAUUCCUCAAGGGCUUCUUUGCCAUGGGUCCAGAUGAUGAAGAUAUCAUCAAUAUAGCGCAAGUAGAGUAGGGGCAUUAGGGGAUGAGAGCUGAGGAAGCGUUGUUCUAAGUCAGCCAUAAAAAUGUUGGCAUACUGUGGGGGCCAUGCGGUUACCCAUAGCAGUGCCGCUGAUUUGAAUGUAUACAUUGUCCCCAAAUGUGAAAUAGUUAUGGGUGAGGACAAAGUCACAAAGUUCAGCCACCAGGUUUGCCGUGACAUUAUCGGGGAUACUGUUCCUGACGGUUUGUAGUCCAUCUUUGUGUGGAAUGUUGGUGUAGAGGGCUUCUGCAUCCAUAGUGGCCAGGAUGGUGUUUUCAGGAAGAUCACCGAUGGAUUGUAGUUUCUUCAGGAAGUCAGUGGUGUCACAAAGAUAGCUGGGGGUGCUGGUAGCAUAGGGCCUGAGGAGGGAGUCCAGAUAGCCAGAGAAUCCUGCUGUCAGGGUGCCAAUGCCUGAGAUGAUGGGGUGUCCAGGAUUUCCAGGUUUAUGGAUUUUGGGUAGCAGAUAGAAUACCCCUGGUUGGGGUUAGCAGUGAUAGGCUAAGGAGAGGAGACACAUCUUUGAGGCUAAGAUUCAAGUGCUGCCACUCAAACCAUCUGUAGUUUGCUGGUUGAGAAGUCUAGGUCUGAGGAGCCAGAGGAUGCUUUAUCUGUUCAGCAUUGCUGUUAGAGGGAAACAAGUUAUUUGAGCCCAUAGUGGCAUUCAUUUGGGAUCAGGACUGGGGGAGGAUAGAUGCUUCUGAUCCUUAUGUUGGGGGAUAGUGAGAAAGAGAGAGUGGUAAUAUGGUGGGAGAGAUGUGGCCAGACAGCCAGAGUUGAGGGAGACAGUGGGUUAGGUUUACCUGCCAGCCAUCUAGGCAUACCUUGUACCUCAUAUUCAUACCUCCUUAGGGUUGGGAGUGUGUCCUCUCACAGGGCCAAUGUUAGGGAAAAUGGUGCCAUAGGCAGACUUGAAUUUUUGCACUUUUUAAGCUUAAGUAUGUAGUGAUAUUAACGAAAGUUUCAGAAAUUAAGCUGUAAUCUCAAAAGUUUUUAUCAUUUACUAAAAAAUACAAAUGACAAUUCAGUUUUAUUCAAAUAAAUGUCAAAAAAUAAUCGCUAAAUGACAAACAGUAAACUAAAUAAAAAAACAAACGUUGUUCACCAAGACUCAGAGGGCAAGUCUGUGUGCCUUUGCUGCCGCAAAUUCUGAUAUUGCUUGUGACAGGCCUAUAUUUUGAGCCACAGCAUUCUCAAUACACAGGAUGGCCAGCGAAGAUUGUCUGUCAUCUCCCAUGGUCGAUAGCAGAUAUGUUUUUAUGAGCUUCAACUUUUAAGAAGCUCCAGUCGUUGCUCGCCGCUGUUACAGGUACGGUUAACAGGAUCCUGAGUCCUAUCCAUGUGUUUGGGAAGUUGUCAUUAAGUUCAUCGUUGUAAAUAAAUGGUAGAAUUUCUUGAGGAGCACUACAGUCCAUUGGAAGCAGACUUUGGAGAUAGCAAAGUUCUUUGCAGAGGUCACUGCCAUUAAUGUCCGAGCUCUCUCCAUAUGUCAGUGCACUAUGAAGGUUCUUACAGUGCUUCAUCAAAAUUUCUUUGUCAGAGUUGUGGUAUGUUAUAUAGAAAGCCCCAAAGAUUCACAUGUUGAUUCAUUUGCUCAAACAGUUCUUCCAGAGACAUCAGUGUCUAAAAGCUCGUUGAAAAAUUCAAUUUUAAACUUGACUUCUGGAUUAACUGUUUGUUUCAUCUUCACAUUCAUGGCUGAAUUGAUGCUUUUUACGAUGAACAUGGUUUAAACUCUACAUCAACACCAAGAUUUUCAGCUAUUUCCUUAGCUGUUGUCAGAGCUCCUUUGUACCUGACUUCCCUGUAGUUUAUCAAGUUUGUGGCUGCAACAAUGUUGACGUUUUUCUUGCUUUGCAUGCUUUUGUUCACCACAUUGACUUGAAAAAGGAUAUCGUACCACACCACAAUGGAGACAAGAAACUUGAAUUCAACUAGUUCACGUGCCAGGGUGAGUGCUUCAUGACAGACACCUGCAUCUGCUUGCUCUGAUUCAGCCAAUGCGAUGAGGGCAUCAUGGACUUCAGCUGUUUGGUAUCAAACAGCUUAAUUCUGCAGUCCUAGUGUGUUUCACAUAUUGGCUUCACAGUGAUAUUGACAUGAUCUGUGAGAAUCUCCCAAUGAUGAACAGAGGUAGAGAACAGAAGGUAGAUCCUUUUGCAGAAUGCCACAGGGGGAGAUGGACUCUGGUGAAGAUGUUGCAGCAUCCCCCACCACAAGAUUGAGCAAGUGACAUUCACAUGGAACAAAAAAUGCUCUUGGGUUUUGGUUAAGGAUUCUUGCCUGUACACCCUUGUUUUUCCCCUUCAUGUUUGCACCGUUGUCCUAACCCUGGCCCUGGCAGUCUUGGAUAUUUAUGUCACGUUCCUUCAGAGUAGUAAGUAUAGUAUCAGUUAGUCCUUCCCCUGUGGACUCGUCCACUGUUUUAAAACCAAUAAAGUGCUCCUGAAUGGUCACUUUACCAUCUGAAGUAUCAAGGAACCUAAUAGUGAAAGACAUCUUUUCAUAAUAAGAAAAGGAGUACUUGUGGCACCUUAGAGACUAUCAAAUUUAUUUGAGCAUAAGCUUUCAUGAGCUACAGCUCACUUCAUUGGAUGCAUUCAGUGGAAAAUACAGAAGUGAGCUGUAGCUCAUGAAAGCUUAUGCUCAAAUAAAUUGGUUAGUCUCUAAGGUGCCACAAGUACUCCUUUUCUUUUUGUGAAUACAGACUAACACAGCUGCUACUCUGAAAUCUAUCUUUUCAUAAUGGCGCUCAUCUGGAGUGCAAUCCAAUAUAAUGGAGUAGAACUUAGCACUCCUUAACCUUUUAAGAAUAUCUUGCAGCACUUUCUUCACCAAUAAUUCAAUUAUCUCAUUCUGGAUUGUUUUUCCAGAGUAGUGAUCUGUCACCUCCCUGGAAAGUAUGCGUCGCAAAUGUUCCUUCAUUACUUUAUUGUACUUUCCUAGUAAUUCCACCAAACCUAGGAAAUUCUUGUUCAUCGUGAAGAGCCUGUCAGAUAAACCUUGGAAAGCCAUGUUAUUUUUAGAAAGAUAAAGUGUUAUUGUCAUGAGCCUCUUUACAAUGUUCUCCCAGUGUUUUGUCUCUUGUUUAAUUACACAUUGAAGAUCCAUGUUCAUGCAAUUAUCCUGUUUUAGCCUUUGCUCUGCUUUGAUCCACAUUUGGUAGGAACUGAACUGACUAGGCGACUUUUCAUGAUGCAUGAGAAAAGCUGAGACAUGUUCUUCAAUCAUUCAACCCCUUGAAUGCUAGGGAUGAUUUUGGAUUCAAGUCAAAGAGCUUGCAGCAGAAACAGAAAACCUUGUCAGUGGAAUCUGAGUAAAGCAGCCAGCGCCACUUUAAAACUUUGCCAUUUUCAAGCUUUCUGUAUAAAAACAUCAUAGAAAAAUGGCAAUUCUGCUCAUCCAGAGGAAAAUCCAUGUCCUUUACUUUUGGUGGACCAUUGGUCACUAGCAGAGCUUGAAUUUUGGGUGUUAUACUGGACCAUAAAGCAGGAUCAGAAAUGGUAUUGCUAAAAAAUUGGGGAUUGGUCCUGCUUUGUGGGGGGAGGGAUAACUCAGUGGUUUGAACAUUGGCCUGCUAAACCCAGGGUUGUGAGUUCAAUCCUUGAGGGGGCCAUUUAGGGAUCUGGGGCAAAAAUUGGGGAUUCAUCCUGCUUUGAGCAGGGGGUUGGACUAGAUGACCUCCUGAGGUUCCUUUCAACCCUGAUAUUCUAUGAUUCUGUGAAUGCUUAUAAUGGGAAUCAUUUAAUCUCUGUCACUAGUGGCAUCGUCAUUAUUCUGGUUCGGAUAAAGAAUUUGUUUUGUUUGGAUCUCUUUGUUUUUCUUUUGCUGAUCCUUGAAUGUUCAGUUGUGGAUUCUCUAUGCAUUUUUCAUCUGAUGUCUCUGCUGUGACAGUCUUGCGGCUACUACUGCAAGGGUUGUUAACCUAUAUUAAGUAUUUUUUCAUUGUAUCUACAUCUUUCUUCAUUGCAGUCAUUAAAUGAGCUUUUUGUUUCCUUUUCUGUGUCCCUGACAUCUCAUCUUAGGUACUUGCGAAAUUGUCCUUCCAAGUUUCAUGAAAUAAAAAAAAUAUAUAUCUCUUUCACUACUUUUAAAGAUGUCCACCCUCUCUGUGGUACAGUCAAAUGAAUAGUGCCUUCAGCUAAACAACUUGAUGACUGAAGAGCUCUGAGACUUAUAGGUAUAUUUUCAAACAGGGAGAGGAGGUACUACCAGGAAGAAAAAAUGUGGGGUGGACAGAAGGGAAAGUUGCUAAGAUCUGGAUACGAUGCUGUGACAUUGCACUCCAUAAUGCUUUAUAAAAAUAUUUAUAAAUGUGAAUAUGAUGUAACUGGAAUAUGCAUUAUGCAAAAGGUCUCUUGUAAGGUAUCAUUACAAAUCUUAUCUGAGUGUGUUCA